CAUGUGCACUCAAUCCUGACCAAGUUCCACUCUGGAAUCUCCGUUACCCCUUAUUGAAAGAUUCACAUACGUUUCAGUACAUCAUAUACAAAUACAGUAUAUACAAAGGAGGGAGUAUUUUUGUCUGCGUGUGUUUUUUUUUGCUUUUCCUGUUAGUAAGUAGUUCUGUUCGUAGCCAUCUCGUCCCGUUUUGGAGAGGGGGGGCUAUUGUGUGGCUAUGGUGGUUUUGCUCAUUUAGCUUCUCCUAAAGCUGAGGUUUGUCACAGUCUGGUGCCGCAUUGGCGCAGGAGAGCUCACACAUCGCUCCCAUUCAAUCCAUGCACUCCUGCCUCGGUGUCGUUUGCUUUCGGAGUCGAGGUCAUAGUGGCCCCUGAGGUGGGUUGUGUAGGAUUUGGGUGAGGAUUUUAGCCCAGCGGAGGUUUGUGGGUGUUGGGCUUCGUCAGGGGGUCGGAUAGUAUGGCCUCUAUGGCGGCUACUUCGAGAGUUGCUGCUGCUGCUGCGGCGACGUCGUCGUUGCAAUGGCAGAUGAAAGCUUCAACUGCCACUGAUAGCAAGUCUCGGAUGGUGCUAGCCCCUGUAGCUAAAGGUUUGGGCUCAUCUUCUUCGCUUCAUAGGGGCUUUUCCGCGGGUUUGUGUUUUGAGGGUAGGCAGAGACAUUGGGCGGGAGUGCAGAGGAGGACAGUGGCUGUGAGAGCCAGCGGUAGCUCGAAUCAGAGCUUGUCCAGGCCUGCGGAUAAGCCUCGGUUUAUCCAGCACAAGCAGGAAGCGUUCUGGUUCUACAGGUUUCUGUCGAUUGUGUAUGACCAUGUUAUUAACCCCGGGCAUUGGACGGAGGACAUGCGUGAGGACGCGCUGGAGCCCGCCGACUUGAACGACCCCAACCUGGUGGUUGUGGAUGUGGGUGGUGGCACGGGGUUCACUACCCUGGGUGUGGUGAAGACUGUGGACGCCAAGAAUGUGACCAUUCUUGACCAGUCUCCGCACCAAUUAGCGAAGGCUAAGGAGAAAGAGCCUCUCAAGGACUGCAAGAUUAUUGAGGGAGACGCUGAGGACCUGCCAUUUGAGACCGAUUAUGCGGACCGAUAUGUCUCUGCUGGAAGCAUCGAGUACUGGCCUGAUCCCCAGCGGGGUAUUACAGAGGCUUACAGAGUAUUAAAGAAGGGAGGAAAGGCCUGUCUCAUUGGUCCCGUGCACCCAACUUUCUGGCUUUCCAGAUUUUUUGCUGACGUAUGGAUGCUCUUCCCAACCGAAGAUGAAUAUAUGGAAUGGUUCACAAAAGCUGGUUUUACUGACGUAAAAAUCAAGAGGAUUGGACCAAGCUGGUACCGAGGUGUUCGUCGUCAUGGUCUCAUUAUGGGGUGCUCUGUGACUGGAAUUAAGCCAGAGUCAGGAGAAUCCCCACUCAAGCUGGGACCAAAGGCAGAGGACGUGAAGGGUCCAUGGAACCCAUUUUCAUUUGUUUACAGAUUCCUCGUUGGAGUGAUCGCUUCAUUGUAUUAUGUUCUUGUACCAAUCUACAUGUGGCUCAAGGACCAGAUCGUUCCCAAGGGACAACCUAUCUAGAGUGCUGCCUUGCGGUCCAAUAUUACCAUCUUUCUGUUGGUAUUGCAGUGAAAUGGUUUCCUGAAUAGUGCUGUUUAGGACAACUAGCGCAUUAGUGCAGGUUUUGUUUCAUAAUGUAGGAAAUUGUACACUUUUCAUCUGCCUUGUAGCAGAAGCUUGUUUAAAUAGGCGCUGGAGGUCGCCAACCUGAAACACGAUUUCCUUCACACACCA
This is a messenger RNA of Physcomitrium patens, 1776 nucleotides long. RefSeq names its product 2-methyl-6-phytyl-1,4-hydroquinone methyltransferase, chloroplastic. Lineage: Eukaryota; Viridiplantae; Streptophyta; Bryopsida; Funariales; Funariaceae. Gene Ontology annotation, molecular function: 2-methyl-6-phytyl-1,4-benzoquinone methyltransferase activity. The record is from RefSeq and is a predicted model, not a curated record. Gene Ontology annotation, biological process: methylation.